AUGACUCUUCUCAGUAGUUCUAUGGAUCUUCGGAGCAAGAACAGCACCAGAUUCAAGGAGCUGCUUGCUGAAGCCCAGUUGGAGGCUGGGCAUGAUUACUUGGAGACCAUGGACUUUGGAGACGAGAUUGACGAUGGCAGAGAUGAGUUUGCUGAGGACAAGCCUGUGGGUGGCCCCCUUCUGUCUAAAUUUUUCAAGACAUGCUCUCAAGAAUGGGAGCCUCGUGUACGCAGGCGCAUUGAUGUGCGGACCCAAACACAAUGUCGCCAGCAUGCCAAUGCUGUUUGGAAGGAGCAGAUGCCCAUCCUUGUCAAUGGUUACUUGGCAUGGAGACAUAGAGUGCCAACCAUUGAUGACAAUACCAUUGUGUCUAAUAUAUUCCAUGUUGAUGCUGUUGGAAUUUCCGGUUUUGCACGUGCUAUCACCAUUCAACAGCGUCCUAAUGAACCAGCGAAUGCAGCUCUCCUCCGCAUAGGACUUUUGGGGUGCUCCCCACUACAACUGACUAUCGCUAUUCGCAUCGAGUGCCUCGAACUCUAUCACCAAAUACAACGAUGUCAGUCCUCAUUUGGUAUCCAAGCAAUUACAAAGGUUUUGUGCACACUUCAUAAUAUUACAUAUUUUCGACAGCUUUGCGAUCAAUUUUCUGAUGCAUUUGAUAUCUAUCUGCAAAUCUUGCAGGAAAUUCGGGGUCGCAUUGACUGGAUCUUGGGCAAAGAUCCCAAUACCUGGCAGAUCAAUGGUACUUGUCCUUCCUGCACAUUCAAGCAACCUAAUGAGUCAAUCCUGUCACCAGCUUGGCUUUACGCGAUGGAUGGCAAUUUCUCUGCAAAGCGAUUGGAAAGCUCAGGAUCAGCUGAUCCGCGACUAUCUCAGAGCCGAUAUUUUAUUUCUGAGGCCAAGGUAGACCAAUUCAAGGAUGAUGUUCAACGUCGAACUACCUCCACGGUAGACUCAACAAUAUCGAGUGCUUGCACAGAGAACUGGACUGCAGCCAAAGCUGUGGAUGACAAUAAAAUUACUGUGUUUGACCAGACUGGGAUUUUUCUUUUAGCAUGUCGUCAUGGGCUCAUUGAGUGUGUAGCUGAGAUGAAGUGUGGUGGUGAACUUGCAAAAUAUGGUCUCGCCACAGUCAAUAGACUGCUUGAUGUUGUUGUAAAUGCCUUCCACAGCUUUUCUCAUGACCGCCGCUGUCAGCUUCAAAAUCACCCUUUAUAUCUCAAUGGCCUAGGACUUGAAGACCUCGAGACUUGUGAAUGCAUCUUCGCUAGUUCAAACAGUGCUGCAGUCUUGAUCAGACAUGCGUCAUACUUCCAUUGGAUGCAGUUCCUUGACCUCCACUUCGAUCAGUGGGACAUGGACAGGUACUUUGACCUCGGCACAUUUCUGUACAAUAACUAUGUUCAAGCUCUUCAGAUCAUCGAGACCAACACACCCAUCCUCGAGGAAUUCAAGCAGCUCCAUAAUCUUACAGAUGCAGACUUCAUAAGCUGGUGCAAUGAGGAGCAUGAUUACCUCAGUGAGGUUGCUACAGAACCUACUUCAGAUGCAAUCGCAGUGGCUUACGUUGAACAGCUUGAGAAGCUUCAAUAUGCGGAAGCAACGUAUGGCCAUCUCACUUCUGUACCUUUUCUGAUGUACACUCCUGCAAAUUUCACUCGCACCUCUGGGCUCAAUGCCACUGCUCGCAACAAUUCCAGAGCAUUCGAAUCUGAACAUGCAUCUGUGCUACACAAAUAUGAGCUGCAAUUGAAUGUUGUUGAAGACUUCGAGCAUCGUCACAGCAUUAUGGAGUGGUGGCUACCACAUGACCCAAAAUAUGUGCAAGCAGUUAGAUAUUCUCAGGAACGUCAAUUUAUUUGUUCGGUUGAGGAAUUGGAGGGCUUAGUUGUUUGGCGUCUUUUUGAGUUAUCAAAGGCUAAUCUUGCCGGCACUGGCUACAAGAUGCGAAAACUUGCACCCUUACAAAAUCUACCACGUCCUGUACUCAACUAUUCCAAAAUUGUCAGAUAUGCAUCUCUUGGUGAAUUCUCGGUUCUGAAGCACUCACACCACAAUAUCCUUACAAAACCAUUGACUGUAUCUGCUAAUCGCAAGAUGGCCGCAAAGGAUUUCAAAUUGGUACAAUCACACGAAGAGAUUGUACAGCUCAAUGUUGAGAUCAAACACUUACAGAGUUGGGUUGAGCACGAGGACAGGACCAUGUUGGAAGCUAUUGAUUCACUCCUCGCUGAUGACCCAGAUUCUUCACUCAUAGCUGAGCUGAAGACAUUGUAUGCCAAGCACCACCGUAUCAACAACAACCAUCGCAAAUACACAGGUGAAUGUCUUCCUACAGACCACACGGUCAUUGCACCCAAUGGAGACAGAGAUGACGAGGGUAGCAUGAAUGGUCCUGAAGAUGAUGCUAUGAACGAGGAGGCCAUGAGACUUGAAGAUUUAAUGUUGCAUUCUUUGUAA
Messenger RNA from Suillus plorans, 2460 nucleotides. RefSeq lists its product as uncharacterized. The transcript has 14 exons. The record is from RefSeq and is a predicted model, not a curated record. The coding region runs from base 1 to 2460 and encodes 819 amino acids. Lineage: Eukaryota; Fungi; Basidiomycota; Agaricomycetes; Boletales; Suillaceae.